Messenger RNA from Paramuricea clavata, 5319 nucleotides. NCBI's taxonomy places the organism in Eukaryota, Metazoa, Cnidaria, Anthozoa, Malacalcyonacea, Plexauridae. The record is from the annotation of a GenBank genome assembly.
AUGUCUGAAAAGAGAAAGCGUCUAUCAAACGUUAAAAUUAAUUUAAAUCGCACUCCUCCCAAAAAGAAAAAGGAAGAAGAAAGUUGUGUUUGUCUGAUACAAUGUAAAGAACGUGAUAAAUCGGCAACAAUUACAAAAUUCAGCGAGAAAUCACGUAAAUCAGUUUACAACGCAGCAAAAAUCAGGAAUGAUGCCAAUGUAGUUUCAAUAUUAGAUGAUUAUGGUGAUAAUUUGCCAACAUCACAAUAUGGUUUCCAUCGAAAAUGCUACCAGGAGUAUACCCAUUCAAAGGCGUUAAAAAAAUUGGCGGGAAAGUCAGAUGAAUUAAAACAAUGCGGGUUUUCUCAAGAAACUGAGGCAUGUCGGUCAUCGGGUCGAAAGUCCAAUCGGGCAGGUUUGUUCAAUAAAUGUCUUAGUGAUAUUAUUAAAUAUUGUUUUUAAAAAAUUGUGUUGGUUUUUUAAUUUCCGUGCAUUUCAUUAUGAUUCCAAAUACGUCUUUGCAAUUCAGGAAAAUUACUGGCUGACUAUGAGUGCUGCAUUUGUGGGAAGAAAAAAACAGCAACGAGUGGAAGUGGUUAUGAGCAUCUGCAAAAGUGCGAAACUGAGAACGGUGCGCGGAAUUUGGUAAAUGCAGUGAUAUCGCCCUCUGUUACACAGGCACAGAACACACGUUUGUAUGCUGAAGUUGCUGGAGCUGACUGGCAGACCAUACUUGCAAAAGAGUAUUUUUACCAUCGGACGUGUUAUCGCGAUUUAACCAGGAAAGCGUACAUCAAACAGUGCGAAGAGGAAGAUGAAAUUUUCCAACAGCUUUCAAAGUUCGUUACAGAAAAAGUGCUCACCGACUGUAAUGUGCUAUCCAUGUCUGAAUUGUUGCAGAAGUAUGCGGAUAUACAAUCCCAGUGUCAAUUUGGAGAACAGACUACACCCCCGCUUAAGAUGCAGAGUUUAAAAGACAAACUUAAAAGAUCAUUCGGUUCAAACAUUGGUUUUUGGCGUCCAAGUUAUGGAAGCGAUCUCGUUUACAAUAACACCAUUGAAAAAGGGCAACUGGUUGAAGUAGCAGUGAAGGCAAAACUAGCAAAUUAUAGGGAGAAAACCAUGGAGGAAAAAACCAAAGAAGUAGCUCAGGAGAUCCGCAACGAGUUGAUAGAAACUCCAGACACAUUCAGCAGGUUGGGUAUCUUCAUGUUUCUUCAAAAACACACAAAUGGCCAUCCAUUUUCGUGUGUCAUUGAUUUAAUGAUUAGAAUGUACUUAUUUUUACUUUAUAGGCAGUUAAUAUUCCAACUUGUUUUCAAAGAAACACACACAGCCGUGAAUAACAAUAUUUUCCAUUUGUUUAUUGUAAGAGUCUUUGGUCAAAAGAUCGAUUUUGUAAAAUAAUGCGGAGGGUGCUUGACUGCAAAAAAUGUUCUCUCUUACGAUGAGAUUCUACACGUUUCAAUUUGGAAAAACCGUGCCCCUCCCCCCCCCCCUCCCCCCUCCCCAUAGGUCUGACAUUUCUCCAAUGUAUUUUUCAUUCCUAUAACGUUAAUAACAUUGUAUUUGCCUAUGUAUUUGCUUGAUACUUACUUUUUCAAGCAUUUAUCCUACGUUUACAGGAAGAUUACUUCUAUUUAUAGUUGGCCGCCCUCGGAAGCAGAGAUUUUGGAAAAAACGACCAGCAUCCCACCUUUAACAAAAUGUUUACUGGAGAGUAUUAUUUCGGGAAGAUCGAUAGCAACUGAGAAACUAAAACGACUGGUAUCGUCUAUUGGUCAAGACCUUAUUUACCAUGCGAACAAUGGAAGAAGGAAGACAUCAAAACAUGUUACCUUUCCCUUUUCAGUUAAGAGAAAAACUGGUUCCAAGAUGGUGAUUAACUGGAUCAGCAAAUUUGGUCAUGGGAUAUCGUACGAUGAUGUCAUAAUCCUGGAGACACAUCUGGCAAGAGAACAUAGCAAAGAGCAACUACUAAGGACUUUUAUACCUGCCACUAUCCAACCAGGUCAUUUUGUGACAUUUGUUUGGGACAACAACGAUAUAAACCCUGAAAGUUUGAAAGGCAUCAGUAUGCACUGUACAAAUGGAAUUAUCAUCCAGUCAUCCAAUGUUCCCAUGAGAGAAACAGAAACAUCCAGCACAGCAACAUCGAUAGAUCAAUCGCAAGAUGACCCAAGUAAACCAAGAUCAAAGAAGUUCACGCCAUUGCACGUUGAAAUCCCGGCCUACAUCCAAAUAAAACGACAGAGCUCUGAGAGCCACAAAAAUAUUAGGCGUAACCUAUAUGAAGAAGAAGAGCGGUGUUCGCACAAAACGGAUACCUUGUGGGUAAUUGCAAAAUUCCAAGCAACCGCCGAUAAUGCCAAGCAGAAGAUCCCAAACUGGACAGGCUUUAAUUACACGAUAACCGAUAGUGACAGCGACAGUCAUCAUAACAUUGAAUACCUUCCUGCCAUCAACCAAUCUCCAUCUUCCUACGACACAGUUCUGGAGUUGCUCACUCAAUCCAAAAUUAAAGCAGAAAAGCUCGGUCUAGUCGAGACAGAUGUUGUCCUUGAUAUGGCAAUUUACUCGAAAGCUGUGGACAUUUUCAUGAAUCCCAGGCACUUUGAUCUCAAAGAAUUUAUCGUCCUGCGUCUCGGAGCAUUUCACACAAUGUGUAUUUUUAUUGCAGUGAUUGGAAAACGUUUCGGCGAUGCUGGGCUUCGUGAUCUUGUCGUAGAAUCUAAUCUGCUCGGAGAAAGUGCUGUUGAUCAGAUGCUCAAAGGAAAGCAUUAUAAUAAUGCCGUAAGGGUUCUCAAAUACGUCUACGAUUCAAUGAAGAGGCUUAUGCUUGAGAGUUUUGAACAGUGGAUCAACGAUAACACUGGAGAAUUAGAUAUCACCUACAAGGAAUUUAUCAACUCUCUUGAACUGCAAGAACUCGUCUCUGCACCAACAAGAGAAAAGAUGGAGAGUGUUUACAAAAAUAGCGAAGAAGUGACAAAUGGCAUUCACAAAUAUGAACACUCGCUACUGCAUGGUGAUUUAGGAGCAACAGCUUCAAUCUGGUCGUCUUUUCUUCAAAUGGUGCAGAUACUGCUCGACUUUUUACGUUCGAUCAAGCUAGGAAACUGGAAAUUACACCUGAGAGCUACGGAGAAAAUGCUUCCCUGGAUGUUCGCCUACGAUCGUCCAAAUUACGCGAGAUUCCUUACCUACUAUUGGAUAACAAUGCAAAAAUUACCAGAAACACACCCGGGUAUCCAUGAGGAAUUUAUGGCCGGAAAUUUUUCAGUCCGCAGGGUUAACGGCACGUUUAACAAGAUUCCAUCUGACCAGGCAAUAGAGCAGACAAUCAACAGGGAUCAAAAAUGUGCUGGUGGUAUUAUCAAUUUCUGCACAUCAGAAGGGACUGUACAACGAUGGGUACUUACGAGUCACAUAGCUGCGAAAUGCAAGUCCAACAUGGAAGAAUUUUUAGGAAUGGCAGAACUUUACAGUGCAACAAAAGAUCUGUCUGAGAAAAGAGUUCUAUUUGACGAAGAAUGCGUGAUGCGAAGUUAUGAGCUACUAAAAGAAUGGGGAUCGCCUUUUACAGAAAAUAGUGAGCUGGUGCACCUUAGUUCUGGCAUAGAAGCAAGCGAUGAAAUCCGGAAAGACAUGGUGAAUGCGGAAAAGAAAGGAGAAGAAGCCCUAAGGAUGUUUAUAAGAGACCGGGUAGAGUCGAAUGCGGUCGAUAUGUACUGUCCCAUCCCGAAGAUUAAAUUAAAGACAUUUGCAGCCCUGAAAGCGAAAAAAUCCUGUAAGAUUCGUGAUAAGACUCUGACAUUGAAAGCUGACAGAAAUAUAUUUGCUAGGCUAUUGGUGAUUAGUGGGAAACGCGAAAUCAGUAUAAAAGACGUGCUUACCUAUUCAUUGGGCCCAAUUCCAUGGUCACUGGCAACAGUUGAUGGCGGACUGGUUAAAACAGUAAAGUCUAAUCUUUUAGAACUCGUUGAAUGUGAUGGCGCAGACCCUCUUGUUGCAAAUAUUCCUGACAGCUGUGUUCGAGUUUUUGAUGGCAUGGUUCUUAUCCAGCAGCUUGUUUCAACAAAAUUUGGAACGUUUGGUGAAAUGUCAGAAUUUCUGCUGAAAAGGAUUACAAGCAACCAGGCAAAGGUGAUUUACUUGGUCACAGAUCAAUACAAAGAAGAUUCUUUGAAGAGCGUUGAACGUCAACGACGGGCAGCGGCUGGCAGUAUCCGUAUGCAGUUGACAAGAAGAGAUCAAAAACGGCCCAAACAAUUCAAAAAAUACCUUAGUGAUGGUGUGAAUAAAAUUGGAUUUGUCAAAUUCCUUUUAAAAGACUGGUCAGAUCCCCACCGUUUCAAAGAUAUCAUCAACGGUCGAGUCAUCUUUAUUACCAUUGAAAGUGAAGGUUAUCGUUUAGAGGUAUCUGGAAACACAGUUACAUGUCGACAAGACGAGGCGCUUGAUUCGGAUCACGAAGAAGCUGACACCAAGAUGUUCGUAUGUUGCCAGCACGCUAUCCAACACUUCAUCGAGUUCGAGAAUAUCUGUAUUUCGACCGUCGAUAGCGAUGUUGCAAUCCUUGCCAUCUACUAUAAAGAUCGCAUUCGGUGUAACCUGUACAUCGAGAUUGGCUCAAAGGGAAAAAAAAGAAUAUUAUCGGUAUCUAAGAUAGCGGAUAACAUCGGAAAAGAAAUGGCUGAUGCCCUUCCUGCCCUACAUGCUAUAAGCGGGUGUGAUUCAACGAGUGCGUUCUAUGGUGUAGGAAAGAAGAAGGUUUACAAGAUCGUGAAGAAUUCGGAUGCUUACAAAGAAGCAUUACAACAGCUUGGCACCCACUUUAUAUUCAACGAAGACAUUUUCCCAGUGAUCCAGAAAAUGGUUGCAGAAUUCUAUGGUAUUCGUGGCUGCACUCGUAUAAAUGAUGCCCGCUACCAGCGUUUUUGUGCAAAAGGCAAGGCUCCUGAACCACAACAACUCCCGCCCACAGAAGACGAGCUACGUUUACACUGUCAACGUGCAAAUUACGUAACUUACAUCUGGAAGUCAGCGUUAUCGCCAAACAUUGAUGCGCCAGACCCCAGCGGACAUGGAUGGUAUAAAGAUGGAACAUCCGCAACAUUGAAUAUAAAAUGGAUGAGUCAGAAGCCAGCUCCCGAUACGCUAUUAGAAUUUUUGUCGUGUGGAUGCAAGAAGUCAGAAUGCCGUAACAACAUGUGCGUGUGCUUCGCAAAUGGCCUGAAAUGUACUGAUAUUUGUACUUGCGACACCUGUUCAAAUAUUGUGGCCGAUGAAGAUGAUUUGGACUCAUACGAAUUGUUUGAAAGUGAUGAAGAAGAUUGA